Molecule: messenger RNA, 1103 nt
Organism: Lynx canadensis (Canada lynx)
Lineage: Eukaryota; Metazoa; Chordata; Mammalia; Carnivora; Felidae
Gene: CCDC28B
Product: coiled-coil domain containing 28B
Exons: 6
Coding region: 362-964 (200 amino acids)
Source: RefSeq, a predicted model, not a curated record
CCUCCACCCUGGCCUUCUGACAAAGCCAGCACCAUUUUGUAAGGGACUGUAGCUUCUCCCCAAAACUGAUGGGAAAGUGAGAUUUUUAGAUUGCCAUCACACAACAAACAUAGCCACCUUAGUUCGGGUGGGCAGGUAAAGUCCAGUGAGAGGGGCAGCCUGGUAACUGUUGUAGGCUCCUCCCAUCUCCCAAGCACUAAAAAAAGGUCACUUUCUCUUUAAAUGCAAAUUACCUCCUGCAAGCUCUGCUUCCACACGCUCAGUUCCCUAGGAGGGGAGCGCUAAGAGCGGAGGGAACCACGCUUCUGCCUCACUCCAGACCCCAAACCUCCAGUGGGUCCUGAGGCUCAGCCAGCAUCCAAUGGAGGACAAGAAGAAGAAAAGGAGUCCCAAGCCCUGCCUGACCCAGCCAGCCCAGGCCCCGGGCACAUUACGAAGGGUCCCUGUGCCCACCAGCCACAGCGGCUCCUUAGCCCUGGGACUCCCUCAUCUGCCAUCCCCCAAGCAGCGAGCCAAGUUCAAGAGGGUAGGCAAGGAGAAAUGCCGCCCGGUGCUGGCCGGAAGUGGGGGUGGCUCUGCAGGCACCCCGCUGCAGCACUCGUUUCUGACCGAGGGGACGGACGUCUAUGAGAUGGAGGGGGGACUGUUGAACCUGCUCAAUGAUUUUCAUUCAGGCCGGCUGCAGGCCUUCGGGAAGGAAUGCUCCUUUGAGCAGUUGGAGCACGUGCGGGAGAUGCAGGAGAAGCUGGCCCGGCUGCACUUCAGCCUAGACGUGUGUGGGGAAGAGGAGGAAGAGGAGGAGGAAGAGGACGGGGUCACUGAGGGACUGCCAGAGGAGCAGAAGAAGACGAUGGCCGACCGAAACCUGGACCAGCUGCUUAGCAAUCUGGAAGAUCUUAGUAACUCUAUACAGAAGUUGCACCUGGCCGAGAAUGCCGAGCCUGAGGAGCAGUCAGCUGUGUAGGUGUCGGACCCAGGACCAGACUGCCUCUCUCAUUCCCUUCAAACUGUGACUUUUUACGAACUCGAUCGGGUAUUCCGCGGCCCCCCAGGUGCUACGGGGGAGGGGGGCGCUGGAUGAAAUUAAACCAGAAAGAAAGACA